Belonocnema kinseyi is the source of this 1075-nucleotide messenger RNA. RefSeq lists its product as uncharacterized. The transcript is spliced from 5 exons. NCBI's taxonomy places the organism in Eukaryota, Metazoa, Arthropoda, Insecta, Hymenoptera, Cynipidae. Bases 242 to 691 code for a protein of 149 amino acids. The record is from RefSeq and is a predicted model, not a curated record.
GCAGUUUGGCAUCGAUGAAGACAACGUGUCUUGUCAACACCCCUUCGAUGAAAACGAAAGACUCUGGUUUCUGUCUGAUUUCCCUCAUUUAAUUAAAAAUUUGAGCAAUUCCAUUGUAGCAAAGGAAAACACAUGGACUCCUGACGGCAUCAUUAAAAAAAACAUUGGAGGGCGGUCAUUGAGGCCGAGAAUGAAAAUUUCUACAACAUGAAAGUUGCUUUCAGAAAAGUACUUUCAGAAAAUGAAUGUUCCAAUGGCAUUUUACUUAUUCUCCGAGCCAGUGUUUACCGCCAUGGACAUAUACUCUGACCGCCACGACGAUCCGAAAGAUAGUGGUAGCACACAAUUUUUCAGCAAGAGAAUAUUAAACCUGAUGAAAGGUAUGAUGUCGCGCUCACCUAAAGAUGCCUUGCGAGAGACCUCCAAAAAAUAUCAAUCCAUAGACAAAUUCUUGGAGUAUUUUCUGGAAUGGGAGGAGGGUGCCAAGAAGAAUAAAAUGCCUUUUUUGAGCCAGAGUACAUGCUACGGACUUAAAGUCACUUUAAAAGCGACACUCGAGAUUUUUGCGUUUCUCAAGCAGAAAUGUGAUUUACAAUACCUCAUGACCUCUAGAUUAAACCAAGAUGCUUUGGAGAAUAUUAUCUCUCGGAGUUGUCGGGAAAGUAAAUUGUACACGAUUUUCUUCUUCUAACCUUUAGGUAACUUUCAUUUCAAAUCUAAACUUUCAGUAACACUUUAAAACAACAGUUAGGAACGUUCGAAUAAUCUAACUUUAUUACAGUAGCAGAUGUUAGAAGUUCGAGUCCGGCAGUGGCGGCCAGUAAGGGUUCGCAGCAGGUCAAAGUUCAAGGUUGUCACAUUUUCCAAAAUGCUUUAUUUUCGAGAAUAGCUAAACAGCAACAUUGUAAGGGUUGGUCAGCACCGACUCAUUUUUCCAUCGGUUUGAGGGACAGUGGUGCCCGAUACCUAGUCGUCGCCGGUACUCGGUACUCCAAAUUUACUUCUGAUUUGUUGCGAAUCUAUUUCUAUUUGUCUCGCGCUCGACAACUCCGGUUCUACCUUUUUUUGUUUGGAA